Molecule: messenger RNA, 6687 nt
Organism: Schistosoma bovis
Lineage: Eukaryota; Metazoa; Platyhelminthes; Trematoda; Strigeidida; Schistosomatidae
Source: the annotation of a GenBank genome assembly
GGGCGGUAUCCUUAAAUGUAUCGUUACCUCAAGAAGAGUUUUUAAAUUAUGGAGAGGGACGAAAUUAUUUUGUGGCACCUUGAAGUAAUUUAAGUUAAAGGAAAAUCCAGAGAUGACAGACAACCAUUCGAUUUCAAGCAACCGACAUUCACCGAUUUUAGCUAAAGAUAUAAAGGACGUACUCCUAAGGAGGUACGCUAUAUUCACAGGUGGCCAUGAUAAGGAAUUCCGCUCCCUUAUAAUUUUCCAAGAUCGCGGUCUAGAUGGAUUAGGUGAUGAUUCAUACAUUUUUCUUAUGCAGUAUUUUUCUUCAUUAUCAACAAUGCUAACAUGUGUUCAAGAGUUUACUGUCGUUAUUGAUAGGCGUACUGGUAAUUGGACAGUUGUCAAGUCGAUUGUUGCCAGGCUAAAUGAAAAGUUCCCAGGAAACUUACAUCAAAUAUUUAUUAUCAAACCUCAAGGUUUUAUGCAAGGUUUUUUCUUGGAGAAAACAAUAAACUCAAUUCGUGAUGGUUGUAAAAUUCCGUUAAUUUUCGUCGACAAAACUGAAGAAUUGCUUCCUUUCAUAGAUCAACAACAUUUGACAAGUGACUUGGGCGGUGAGCUUAAUUUCGACAUUGAAGACUGGCUUACUAACAGGAUAGUUCGACAACAUAUUUUGCAUUAUGCUACUCGAAAAGAUUUCUGUCUUCAGUUUUCACAAGAUAUUGAAGAAUACUUUGAAGAAGUUGAACAUUUAAACACUGAGUUGAAAAACAUCAUGAAUCAGUGUAUUAAUCAAAACUAUAAUCAACGACAGGAUUAUUAUUGCAAUCCAAAAUCAAGAACUUGCUAUUUAAACCAAUUUUAUAGUUGUGAAAAUAUGCUCGAAUUACGUAAAAAAUGUCAUCAUUGGUUACAUCGCGUUUCACACUGUGAAGUAAAGGGUUUGAAAAUACGUGAAAAUUUACUUAAGAAAAAUUCAAAUCAGUCAUGUACAACUAUACGAGAAGAAGACACUACAAUAAAAUGUGAUAUACCAUCGAAAACGGGGACAUGGGCUAAUACAAGUGAUGCAUAUGACUUACCAGUCGAUUAUGUCUUUCAUAUAAUUACUUUUGAUCGUAUACUCAUUAGGUUAACUGAGGCUCGUACCGAAUUAAGACGGUACUGGCGUGAAUACAUGAAACGAGUACGUGUUACAUUUCUGGUUGAUGAUGUUGAAAACCAAUAUUACGAAUUUACUAAUCUUGCCAGUACAUGGAAUAAUCUAAUUGAAUCUCUAGUUGAUUAUUUACCUGUUAAAAUGUCCAACUCCUCCACUUUAUCUCCAACACAUCAACAUUAUCUUAAUCAAUCAUUAAAAGAUGAUAAGGAGAACAGUUGCAUUCAUAAUAGUAAUAAUUCACCAUGUUCCCCUUCACAUUUCAUUAUACUUUCUGCAUUGAAAAAUGAUGAUGAUGAAACGGAUACAUCGUUAAGUAAAACAAUAUUGGAAAGUUUAGAAUUACUAUCUUGUCGUAUAUUGGAAGCGGAAGCCACUGGUAAUCGACUAUUAGCAAGAUUAAAAGAAUUAGAUAAGAUUGCAAGCAAUUUUGCUUUAUUUAUAAUUGAUAACGUGGAAGAAAAAGAAGGAGUGUUACUGAACAAUUCUAAUGAGAAAGACAAUCAUCAAGCUUCAUUUCUCUGUUGUGAUGUAAAUCGAUUGGUCAGUGCAAAUUUAGUCUCAAAUAUUAUUUGUCCAGAUUUGUCAAUAAAAUUAAAUGGAAGUAAUCAACAAAAUGAUGUUAACCUAAAUACCAGUUGCUUAUCUCUAUAUUCUGGAGAGGAAGAUGAAUCAUCUAAUCUUGUUAUGUCUGAUGAAAUUAAUCAUAGUUCUAAUGAAAAAACUGAUGAAUCCAUGCAACAAUAUUUCCUUCCUAUCAAAUUUCCUUCAAAUGUAAAAGAAUGGUCUUUGUUAUUUAAAAAUAUGAUUGAUUUAGCUAGUAUAGAUUUACCAAAAGCAGCUGAUCAAAUUAAUCGUUUGCUACAACUGUACACAGAAAUUGAUAAUGCUGCUUCAUGGAUUAAAGAAGGUCAUCAUUUAUUGAAGACAGUAACACCACCGAAUAAGCUCACUACAAUGAAUUUAGUGGAAUGUCGGUCACGUAUGGAUGAAUUGAUUACAUUUACUUCUUCACGUCAGAGUAGAUUAGAGUUACUUCGAAAUCCUAAACUGUUUCAUUCACGAUUAGUUGGAUUAUUAGACGCUGAUUUGAAGAGUCAUUUAAGUAAAUUAUUGAAACAAGUAGAAGAUUUAGCACAAAAUUGUAAUCUUGCUAUUGCUUCAAUUCGUCAACACAUUUCACGAACAAGUUUCCCAAGAAAUCAUCCCAACUCUAAAUCUUUUAAUAGUAGUACUAAUAGCAGUGGUAGUACUUUGACUAGUCCUGGGACAAAUUCACCUAUUCAAGAAGCUAUUGAAUCAGCAUCAUCAUCUUCAGAAGGUCUUAACAGCCACAAUAACAAAGUUUCCAAUUCCAUUCAAGGCUCAAACUCAACUUCAUAUCAGCUAUCACAGUUAGAAUCUCCAACUUCAUUAUCAACUCCAGGUAAACGAUAUCAAUUAGCAUGGAAAGAACUGGUAGAUACAGAAAAAUCUUAUGUGAAUUUUCUACAGCAUGUUUAUGAUGUAGUGUGGUUAAAUUCUAUUGAUAAUGCUAAUAACGACGAACUGGGGACUCGUUCGCAUCCACAGCCAACAUUUAUGCGUGAUAAUCAAAAUCGUCUUUUGUGUAAUUGGCCGGAAUUAUUACGUUUCCACAGAGACGUAUUACUACCGCAUUUAAUAUUAUGCGAUGGAAAUUCAGGAAAAAUUAAAAACUGGGCAUCUCACAUGGUCCCAUAUCUGGUAGACUUAUACACAAUUUAUUGUUCGCUUCAUGAUUGUGCAGUUCAACUCGGUGCUGCCCUCGAAAAAGAUCGCAUUUAUUCUAGCUGGUUAACUGCAUGCAAUGAAGAGGUGUAUCGGAGAGAAAUGUCAAUAACAAAAAUGAAUGAUUCCGAAUCUUCUGUCCCACCUACUGAACUAAAUCGUCCCAUAUUACUGUUUAGUUCUCGUCUUGUGACACCUGUACAGCGUUUUCAACGAUAUCAUUUACUAUUGGAUAGACUUGUUCAACAUGAAACAAAUGAACUUGACCGGUAAUUUUUCGAUUAUCUCAUUUUUUGGGAAAUACUAUAGUUAGCUGUCCACUUAUUGAUGGUAUGAAACUAACUAAAACCAAGUUAUUUUGUAUUAAUGUUAUAACAUAAGGCAACACAGUUUUUUGAUCAUAGAUUUUCUCUUCCGAUUUUAUCUGUCAAUUAUAAGACGGCGGAUAGGUAACGGGUAUUUCAUGACUCCACUCAAGCCUGUGUUCUGGAUUCCAUGAUUCAUCAGUUCAAGUAAAAAUAUUACUUUGAAUUUCGGCGUGUUUAUCUUAUUUGCUUCUUCGUAAUUAUGAAGCUGUUUAAAUAUAAACUAAUUGUAUACUUCAGUAGUGACAUGAGCAAGUUUGUUAUUACCUAGCUCUACUAUAUGGUCAGCCUUAUUCAAAGCUUAGUACACAAACGUGUAUAGUGUUAUUGAGUUGCAUUAGCUUAUCAUUAACACAGCAGUGUUUAUUCUUCCCUUUCAUCUUCCAUAUUCACUGCCAGAUGUAUUUAGAGAUUUCAAGCAAAGUUUAGUCUCUGGGUUUCUGUAAGUUAUUUCAUUGUGCUCAUCAUAGGUAGAAUAACGAAAUAUAAGCUUAGCAUUUAUCAAAAGUCUGUCCUACUAACAUAGCUCUGGUAAAUAUUCACGUCUUUUCGUCAAUAUCUUCAUGAAUUCUUAACAAUUCAUUACUGUCAUUGUUUCAUCGAGUAUGGUGUCUUAUUACAAUUGACUGGCCCGAGACUGAUAUUCAAGUUAAUGUGCAUGAAGUGGAUGAAAUCACACAGCAGGAUAUCAAGUUGUGUUGUAUGCCUUGUUGAUUGUAGUUAAAAAAAUGUUACCCCUUGAAAUUAAACCUAAAAAUCCAAUAGCUAUGAUGCCCUUAAAAAAAUCUUCCAGGUUUCAGUUUGUUUUCAGUAGGAAAGUAUAUAUUUUCAAUGUAAGUAGAUUUCCUUGACAAGUAGUAACAAAUCAUUUGCUAUUAAAUUUCACUGAUUUUGCAAAAUUAUUAAAUCAACAUUAAUUGCACCUUGAAUAAUCUUCUGUUUACCUCUGUGAUUAAUCCAAUAAGCUCAACGGUAGGUCGACUAGGUAGCUCCCUCAAAUAUGUUGAUACGUCAUGCUGCUAAGUAUUGACAAUCGUUAAAUUUAGAUCAAUGUAACCUUACAAGUCUACUCCAUAUAUCUAAUAUCUAAACAAAACACUAUCGUACCACGUCGUGUUGUAUAAUUACUAAUCACCCCAGUAUUGUGUUACAAUCAGGCGAUGAAUCCUUCUUUUUUCUUAUCAAAACCAGUCCAAAUAUUAACUUAUUUUUCGUAGUAUUUAUAUUAGUUGUAUUAUGUUGUUUGUUAAUUAUUUAGCUGUGACCUACAGUCGGCCCAUAAAGCUAUUUUGGAAUUAUGUGAAACAGUGAAUAUUGCUAUGCAACUUCGUGGUUUAUCGGUAAAUUUUUAAAAAAGUUAAUGAAUAUUUCCUAAUUAUCAGAUAAAUAAUGUCUGUAUUAGGAUGAUGUUGAAAAGUUGUAGGUAUUGUUAGUAAGCUAAUUAAGCAGUAAAUUAUUUUGGACUUACUCAUACACAAAUACAAAUAGUCAGUUAAACAAAGUACGUAAAGAUAAUGAACUAUUCAAGAAUAACCAAGGUUAUUAAAACAAAUUUUUAUAAUAGCGUUCAUUAUUAACUCAUUCAACUGAGAGAACACAAAAUAAAAAUAAAAAGUAUCUCCUAUCCAAAUAUUCAAUAUUCUAAUUGUAGCCACAAAUAGUUGGUAUUAUAACCAUUAUUAUAAACUUUGGAUAGAAAAAUAUUAACACAUAGAUCAUAUUUUACCCCAAAUUAACAAGCAUCUCAUUGUAUAAUAUUGGAAUUUAAAGUAUUACCGCCUCCACUGUGUAUUGAGCUCUCAUGUACACGAUGAUAGAGAAGUCAUAAUUUACUCAGUAGCACUGUUUUUCUAUUUGUUGUCUAUACUAAUUGGGUACAUGCUUGAUCAUACGCAAUUAUAGAUAGAUUUCACAUGAUAACUAACUGAUUGGUAGAUGAAUGAAUAUGUCAUCAAUAUUUUAUUAUUUAUGUAAUUUUCGUUCCAAAUUCAGUAUAUGUAUGCUUCAACUUAGUUUCCAGUAGUUUUCAUCAGUAUCAUUGUAUUGCUGUUUUAAAAACUACAAAUUAGCUAAAUUCAUUCAAAUUUUUUAAUAACUGCUAUAAAGUUUUACAUUGAUUCCUUUCACAAAUAUUUUUCAUAAAGGUUCGUCCAUCUGCAUUGGGUCCAUUUCUAUUGCAAGGAGAUUUUACGAUAUCUCGUGAUGAUGUACGAUUUAUGCCUAGCAAACAACGUCAUGUUUUCUUAUUUACUAAUGCUAUAUUACUCACUAAAUAUCGUACUUCACCCAAUUCAUUUAUACCUGUUUUGAUUAAUCCAAGUACAGUGAUAAAUUCUGCGAUUUCAAAUAUAUCACGAGAUCAUUCCAUUGAUUCGUAUGAAAAAUCUACAAAUACUUAUUCAGCAUACAAUCAAUCUAAUAAUGGAUUAGGUACAACAUCCAAUUUAUUGGCUUUCACUAAAUCACUUACGUCUAGCAGUGGAAACAGUAGUAAUAAUCUUACUUCAACUAAUAUUCCGACUUUUACUUAUCGUCCAUAUUAUGAGAUUAAACAAGAAUUAGAGCUUUCCAAAAUCGGUUUGACUCCUCAUUUCCAUGGGGACCGUCGUCGGUUUGCUAUAUGGACAGCUAAACGCGCAGUCACUUAUAUUUUUCAAUCAUCUGAUCCUGCGAUCAGAGAUGCAUGGGUUAAAGCUAUAAAUGAAUUAUUAAUGGUGCAAUUAAUUCGUGAUCGUUAUAAAGUUCUAAAUAAUACUGAUAUACAGAGUGCAAAAAUAUUAUAUACUGAACAACUCUCUUUCAACUCAAAUAUAUCUGAUCGUAGUAAAAGCUUACCAGUUAGUAGCAAAACGUUGCCACAUAAAAAUCAAACGGGAAAAGGAUCAGUUGUAUCAUUACCAUCUGUAGUUGAUCAGAAUUCCAACAAUAAAAUAACAUCAAAUCAAUAAUUAGUCAACAAAUGAUUUCUCCAACUGCGCAAAUCUUAAUCUUUUAUUUCUUUUCUUUUCCAUCCAUUUUUAUCAUAUUUUAAUCUCAACUAUUUGUAAAUUUGUAAGUGUACGUGUACAGUUAGAUUUUUGAUUAAUUAUCACAUCAACUUUUAUUAUUUUUCUGUUUUCGAUCGUAAUUACUAUUUCUCCUUUGUAAAUCCACUUACCUGACUAAUUACCAUUUGUCUUUAAAAAUAUGUGUUCAUAUGUCAUCGUUUCUACUCUCGUUUCCUCUUCUUUCAUUCGUUUUUUAAUCUGUUAUUUAUCUUUUGAUUUCAUUCCACCCAUCCAUUCAUUCAUUUAUACAAUCCUCUUUCAAGUAAUUUCAUCACUGAAAUAAUCUCAUUAUCCCUAACUAUUGUUAUAUUAUACCUUCUUUGUUUAUAUGUGUAUUUAUGGGAUAAAUAUGGAAAGUGUUUUCCCAAACAUCCGUUUUUUU